AUGCUACCCAUGAUAGGAAUAAAGCUAUGUGGACUGAAUAUCGAGGCAUUAGUCGAUACAGGAAGUGAAGCAUGUGCAGUAUCCAAGAGGUUAUAUGAACAGGUACUAAAAGCAAACAUUAGCUUGCCUAGUUUCCCGGUGAGUGGAUUGAGGAUUGUGAAUGCGUUGGGUGCAAAGAGUAAACCUAUUAAAGAACAAGUGUUGAUUACCUUCGAGAUAGAGGGAGAAGAACACGAAGCAACAUUCUUGGUGGUGGCCGGAUUGAACACAUCAAUUAUUUUAGGGAUAGAUUGGUUGAACGAAGUUGAUGCAGUAGUGAAUUUUGAUGAAGGUACUAUCAAAGUCAAAGGAAGAAAGGGAGAAGAGAAGAGAUUAAGGUUUGCUGAGGGGAGUGCAAUCGAAGAAGAGGAGGAAUUCAGAAGGAUAAAUUUGUGUCAUGAAGAGGAACCCACCAUGGGAUACGGAGAAGAGGAACUAGAAAAAGAAGUGUUGAUGUACCUUGAGGGAUUAGGACGAGAGGAUAGACAUGAAGAGGAUAAGAUCAAUAAAAAGUUGAAAGAGAUGACACACCUAGAUGAGGGGGCUAAGAGGAAUUAG
Molecule: messenger RNA, 597 nt
Organism: Schistocerca americana (American grasshopper)
Lineage: Eukaryota; Metazoa; Arthropoda; Insecta; Orthoptera; Acrididae
Exons: 1
Coding region: 1-597 (198 amino acids)
Biological process (GO): proteolysis
Molecular function (GO): aspartic-type endopeptidase activity
Source: RefSeq, a predicted model, not a curated record